Molecule: messenger RNA, 1479 nt
Organism: Lodderomyces beijingensis
Lineage: Eukaryota; Fungi; Ascomycota; Pichiomycetes; Serinales; Debaryomycetaceae
Source: the annotation of a GenBank genome assembly
AUGCAGAGACACCGAGCAACAGUUUACUAUCCAAAGCUCAGCCAGCACAACCUAAUUGAGUCGCUAACGUCCACAAACCUCAAACUUCAAGCGCCACCAAAUGAACGUUUUGCAAUCGAGAAUAGGUAUAUGUUACCUAUAGCCACCAAGCCUUUGGUGCACAUACACCAAUUGCGCAUCCAGUCGAAGCCACCGCCACCAGACACAGCCACGGCAACGUCGCUGGAGCUGGAGAUUUUCCCCUUUGAGUUCACACCCGGGUUGAACAUCCACGUCAUUCCCAAAAACACCAUCGAUGAUUCCGAUAACGAUGAAUUCUACGCCGAGUUGAAACUGGUGCUACUUGAUUUGGUUGAGAUUGAAAUUGGCGAUCGAGAGUGGACGUUGAGCAACGGUGCUCUUUUCCAUUUCUCGACGCGCGCAAGCCCACUCCACGCCAAUUCAACGUUGUUGAAUGUGCCCAAUUUGCCAAGUUUGCCAAUUUACGACUUGAUAUAUAAUGAUGGACUGUUUGUAGUUCGCAACUUGGAUCUUGAUGUCGAUGGAGUUGAGUACGAAAUGGAGUUGGGCACGUAUAAGGAGAUUGGCCUUUUCGCUAAGGACACCAAGGUUUCCAUCAGUAAAGAUGACGUUGUGUUGAGUGGGAUGCGAGUUGUGCUUGAUGGUGUCACUGAACAACAACAGCAGCAGCAGCAGCAAGCACAGGAGGGAGAAAAUAGACACAAGACUUUGUUCCAUUUGAAACCGAGACAUCGUUAUUUGACCAACAAGGUCGAGUCUAGGGUUUUGUCUGCGGGGUUGCAUCCCGUUCUCAGCACGAGUUUCGAAAGAGACGCACCUCUUUUAGGUGGUGGUGGCGGUGACGACGAUGUUGAACAAUGCCAGUUGUUUUACUAUCUCAAUUUGAACAGGUCGUUGAUUUUUGAUGAGUACCAGGACGUUCCAGCAGAUGCAACGUUGUUGGUCAAUGAAGGCAUUCAUAAUUUGGAACUGCCAGAGUACAAGAUCGAGCAAUGGGGGAACGAAUUGAUGUUUGAACUAGGCGAAGGCAGUGACAACGCCGGAGCACCACCACAGGGAGUCAACUUGACGCUUCACUCGAGGUAUCAACUCCCGCGAAAUAACGAGUCGUUGGUGUACACGGAAAUCUACAAUGCCCAUCCACAGCUAUUCUACGCGUGUCAAGUCAAAGAAGGGCAUUUAUUAGCGAAGCAGCCAUUUGACACCAAGAAAUUUAGCAGGUUAGGUGGCAAUUACGAAGGAUACUUCAACAAUGACACUGUCUUUUACCAUUUUGAACAAGUGAACCCUAGUCCGUUAUUGUCAUUCAAUAUCCCCCAUGGCACCACCACAUUUGAUAGAAUCAAUUCAUCGACAUUCAUUACUUUACUAAUUGGAAUUCUAAUUAUCCUAGCUGGAGUGUGGAAGAAACUCGCCAAGUCAAGUACGCCAGUAUCUCAAAGCAAAAAGACUGAAUGA